AUGUUCGCUUGGCUCAAAGGGCCGGGCAAAGCAUUUCGAAAGCCCCUCCCUGGCAGCAGCAACUACCUCUCCGCCUACGACAGACAGGGUAACUUGAUACGAAAAGGACGAGAAGAGAGGGAUGACCGGGGGAGAUUCGCCGACCUGGGAGAAGACGAGGUUCUCAAGGAGACGGAAGAUCGGGAUGGUCUUCCUAAGGAAGGGGCGCGCGAUCUGAAGCCCUACCCAUUGAAUGCACAGUUCAAGAGCCAGCCGGUGCUGUCGGAAGACCUGAGAAGGGCGAUUAAUGAGCUGGUCACGGAGAAUGGCAUCGACUUGAAGGCAGUGAGUGCUGCAUUCGGGAUCGAUGUGAGAAGAGUCGCCGCGGUCGUGCGACUCAUGGAGGUGGAGAAAGCAUGGGAGCAAGAGGGCAAGCCUUUGGCCAAAGCAUACAACGACGCCGUCCUCGCCAUGCUGCCAACCACCCCCUACCGCCCAAGCAAUCCGCCCGCACACGAACCCAUCAAUGAUCUUCCAGUCCACCCAUGGACUCGCCAACAAAUCUUCCUCCCAACCAGCGAGUCCCGCGUUUUCACCCGCGCCGACGCAGCAAAGACCUUCCACCCCUCCCUCCUCCCCGCCGACGAGCGCAUCGCCCACCCAGAACUCGUGCAAAUCGCCAAGUGGGAGCACGAAGGCUUCGACCGCGAAACGCGGCAGCGUCUGAUGCGCGAGAAGGACUCCGAAUCCGUCGCGCGGAAGGAGAUGAAGGAGUACAAGCGGAAGCAGUGGGAGCGUCGGACGCAGGUCACUGUUCCGGGUCGCAGGUGGGAUUUCAAGUUCCAGGAUAUCUCGGCGGAGAAGGUGAAUAAGGAUGGGAGAGGGCAUGAGGCGGUGGGGAUUAGGUAUGGGAUGCCGCAUGAGGAUCGAAAGAAGGGGCAGUUCAAGAUCCCGACGAAGGUGGAGUGA
This is a messenger RNA of Neohortaea acidophila, 948 nucleotides long. RefSeq names its product eukaryotic mitochondrial regulator protein-domain-containing protein. The record is from RefSeq and is a predicted model, not a curated record. NCBI's taxonomy places the organism in Eukaryota, Fungi, Ascomycota, Dothideomycetes, Mycosphaerellales, Teratosphaeriaceae. The transcript is spliced from 3 exons. Gene Ontology annotation, cellular component: mitochondrial small ribosomal subunit. Gene Ontology annotation, biological process: mitochondrial translation. Gene Ontology annotation, molecular function: structural constituent of ribosome. Bases 1 to 948 code for a protein of 315 amino acids.